Messenger RNA from Telopea speciosissima, 767 nucleotides. Its product is annotated as reticulon-like protein B22. The record is from RefSeq and is a predicted model, not a curated record. Lineage: Eukaryota; Viridiplantae; Streptophyta; Magnoliopsida; Proteales; Proteaceae. The coding region runs from base 38 to 541 and encodes 167 amino acids. The transcript is spliced from 4 exons.
ACGGGAACGAAGGAAGGAAAAAUUAGCAGAUGAGAAAAUGGAUUGCAGGGGAGAGCUGGGGAGGCCGUUGAUUUUGCUGAUAUGUGGAACUCUUGUUUACUACCACUGCGUCUACCGAAACUCCAGUCUUCUUUCGCUCGUCUCCGACGUCUUCAUUGUCCUCCUAUGCUCUCUUGCCAUUCUCGGAAUGCUAUUUCGUCAGAUGAACAUCUCGGUACCCGUGGAUCCUCUUGAAUGGCAGAUUUCUCAGGACACAGCUAAUAGCGUUAUUGCAUGCUUGGCUAAUACAGUGGGGGCGGCUGAGUCUGUUUUGAGGGUUGCUGCAACUGGGCAUGACAAGAGACUCUUUCUAAAGGUGGUCAGCAUUCUUUAUUUUCUAUCUGCAUUGGGACGAUUGGCCUCGGGUGCUACAAUAGCUUAUGCUGGGUUAUUCUUGUUCUGUGCGUGCAUUUUGGCCCAAAGCUCCAAAUCAAUCAGUGCCUGCACAGUGCAGUUACUUGGUAGAAGAGAUGGUGCAGGCCCUUUGCAGAACACCUUGUAGUCAUUGUGAAUAGUGCAUUCCUAGUCAGAUUGUACAGAUAUAUACAGGUAAUUUCUGUUUCUUUGAGAAACUGCUCUAACCGGCCAUUCUUGCUUUAAAUGAAUAUUGGAUUGAGAACGUCAUCUUUGAACAAAUAAUUUCAAUGCAAUUCCAAAAUGCGAGACAUCUACUUUUUCAUAUGUAUAUAUGGAUGAUAUAUUAGUGACAUGUGAUGCGGUGUGAUAUC